Laetiporus sulphureus 93-53 is the source of this 8284-nucleotide messenger RNA. RefSeq lists its product as uncharacterized. Bases 358 to 8115 code for a protein of 2585 amino acids. Gene Ontology annotation, biological process: fatty acid biosynthetic process. Gene Ontology annotation, molecular function: 3-oxoacyl-[acyl-carrier-protein] synthase activity; fatty acid synthase activity. The transcript is spliced from 25 exons. The record is from RefSeq and is a predicted model, not a curated record. NCBI's taxonomy places the organism in Eukaryota, Fungi, Basidiomycota, Agaricomycetes, Polyporales, Laetiporaceae.
GACACAUCCCUAUACCCUACUAGUAUCAGCUAGAACUUCUGUUACAUUAUCUCUUCCAUGUUUCUGUCACUAUAGGCGCGAUACUUUCUCGGUCGCUCAUGGAGUCGUGCCAUCUCUAGUUCGCAACUGCUUCUCUGAUAACGAGCGAUCAGGUUUCUGAUGCACACUCGCCUUCAUCAACUGCGGCAAGCCCUCAUGCCACCAGGUAUCUGAAUUUCCAAAUGGAGGACCCUCAACACCUUGUGAUGACUAUCUCCGCAAGUGGUUCACCAAUUUUGCUACCCACUAAUGAUAUACACGUCUUUCUCUUAGUUAUGAUAACUCAGAACUCCUUCUCUUUUUUGUGCAGCAUCGGCCAUGUCAUCGAAAGUAGCAAUCGUCGGUAUCUCCGCAGAACUACCAAGCGGUGCAUUCUUCGAUGAGAACCUCGACCAUAACGCGUUCUUUGACUUCCUACUCCGUGGUGGCGAGUCAUACGAGCGCAUUCCUCCUAAGCGUUUCAACAUAGAAGCCUGGAAAGGUAAUGAUUUGGGGAAGGUACAAACAGAUAGCGGUUCGUUCUUGAAGAAUAUCGACAUGUUUGACAACGUAGAGUUUGGCAUAUCGUCCCGCGAUGCAAGACUCAUGGCGCCCGUUGUGAAGAAAUUACUUGAGAAUUGCUUCCUGGCUCUCUUGGACUCCGGUAUUGACUACAGAAUGAAGAACGUCGGGUGCUUCACCUCCGGCAAUGCUUUUGAUUUACUCAGUGUCACAGAUUCGGAUGAGUUCGAGGCGCGAGGUUCCUUUGCCGGUUAUCCAUCCAUGGUAGCAAACAGGAUCUCGAACCAUUUAGAUUUGCUUGGUCCUUCCGUACCUACCGAUACGGCAUGUAGUUCCACCGCAACGGCACUUCAUCUGGCCAUCCAGGCUAUUCAACAUGGUGAUUGCGAGGCUGCUGUCAUUGCCGGAUGUCAGCUGAAUGUUCGCUUUAUAGACUGGCUGUCGUACAGUCAAGGACACCUCCUAUCCAAAGACGGCAAAUGUAAACCAUUUGAUGCAGAUGCAGACGGCUUUGGCAGGGCGGAGGCAUGUGUUGCGAUCGUAAUAAAGCCUCUUGAGCAUGCUUUGCGGGAUCGCGAUCGCAUUUAUGCUACUAUUCUAGGUACUGCUAUCAAUUCCGUCGGCGCUGGGGGCCCUCCAGGAGCUCCAGUAGCAGAUGCUCAGCAAGAGGCUAUGGUUCAAGCAUUUAAACGUGCAGGAAGGGCUCCACAAGAAGUUGACUACGUAGAGUUACAUGCUACGGGUACCGCUAAAGGAGACCCCACUGAAGCAAAUUGGGUUGGAGCGCAGUUCAAAAGAGAAGAUAGGCUGCUCAUCGGAAGCGUUAAAGGCAACAUCGGUCAUACAGAGAUUGCCGCAUGUCUGGCAAGUCUUUCGAAGGUCAUUUCAAUUUUAAAGCAUCGCGUCAUCCCACCGAACGUGAAUAUUAAGCGACUGAACCCGGAGAUACAUUGGGACGAGUACAACUUGCAGGUUCCUCUAGAGCCUACCGUGCUACCAUGCCACUCCGGGGACAAGUACUUGAUUUCAUUGGCAAGUUCCGGAAUAGGCGGUUCGAAUGGGCAUAUUGUUCUGGAGAGCCCGCCAACUGUUGUCCAUGAGCUCGAUCGACGUUCCACCUCCGAUCGAGGCCCGAAGCUUCUGAUGGCUGGGGGUCUAUCGUCCCGCAGCGCGGUGAUGCUAUCAGAGUCGAUAAGGAGUUUAGCUGCGGCAAAUGCUGCCCAAUUGUCGACCAUCUCCACCGUUCUCGGUCGAAGGUCCAAACAGAUGACGUGGAGAUCGUACGCAAUCGUUGACGAGGAUCAGACGUCUACAUUCGAGUUCUCGUCACCUCUGCAUUGCCCAAGAACGGCGAAUCCAGUUGUGUUCGUUUUCUCAGGACAGGGUCCCCAACACAGAGACAUGGGCCGACAGUUAUUUAAUGCAUUUCCUGUCUUUAGACGCAGCGUUAUGGAGCUCGACGAGCUCUACAAGCGUCUUACAGGCAUGUCAAUGGUCAACGAUUAUGGACUAUUCGGUGAAGAAGCGCAAGUGGAGAUACCACAAACAUGGCCUAUCUCUCUAAUUCUUCCGUCUAUCGCUAUGUUCCAGAUGUCUCUCUUCGAUUUGUUGGUCAGCAUCGGCGUGAAACCGGACAUUGUAAUUGGCCAUUCAGCCGGUGAAACUUCCGUUAUCUAUGCGUCUGGUGCCGCUCCGAGAUCUAUGGCACUUGAAUUAGCCAUUCUCCGCGGAAGGGCGUUCUCGUCAGUCGAAACGCUUGGUGGAACUAUGGCAGCACUGUCAUGCAGCCCAGAAGAUGCCAUGGCAAUCAUCUCCGAUGCUCAGCAAUGCGAUGGGCAUAUCCUCGAAAUUGCCUGCUACAAUUCUCCAUCUGCGGUCGCCAUUGCCGGUCAUGAAGUGGCAAUCGAUCGAGCAAUAGAUAUUGCUCGUUCCCGAGGCAUCUUCAGCAGCAAAAUUCGGACCCGUGUCCCCAUUCACUCUUCGAUGAUGGAGCACUGCCGAGAAGAGUACUGCAGCGGACUGCGAGAAUUGUUCGACCGUUAUCCCGGGCCCUUUACGCCUUCGGUUCCAGUUUAUUCGACGCUUACAGGGAAGUUAUUACAAGGGCCGUUUGACGCUGACUAUUUCUGGAGAAACACACGAUCUCCGAUACUGUUCACAGGAGCGCUGGAAGCACUGCAGAACACAAACGCAUACACUUUCAUCGAGAUCGCGCCUCACCCGGUACUGUCCUCGUAUAUCUCAAGCGCAGUAAAUCCUACGAGCAACAUUAUUCCCACCGUCAGGCGGCCAAAGCGUGGUGGGACACUCUGCGAACAUCGCAACAUUCUACAACUUUGCGGACAAUUGACCACAGUUGGACAUAAUUUCAUCGAUUUCUCGAUCCUCACGGGACGCACUUGCAGCGAAACCGAACUCAUUUUCCCUGCCUAUCCGUUCCAGAAGAAGUCGUUCCCUCUGUAUCCCGAUACACCAGGUUACAUAAAACAGUUGGCGCGUCACCGGGGUCCACUAAACCAUGAAUAUCUGAGAGUGAACAAGGAAACGCAUCCUAUUCUCUCUGAACACAUUGUCAGAGGCGAGCCAAUCAUGCCUGCGGCUGGAUUCGUGGAGAUGGGAUUUGAAUUUGGCGCUACGGCGCUGAUGAACGUGAAUUUUCGAUCAAUAUUAUCUCUUUCUGCGGAGAGGCCUGUUGAAGUCAAAGUGAAGUUGGAUGCAUGUUUGUGGACAGUAACAUCCAUUGUUUCUGCGACAACCCGCAGCACUGCCUCUCACUCGGAAAGGCAUCACGCAGACGGUUAUUUAUCAUUCCAGCCACCUCGAUCUCUACCUGACCUGGAUUUACGCGCUAUCAGGAAUCGAUGUCCGCAUCAUGUUGGUUCCAAUUUUUAUCGCGCCCUGUCAUAUUUCUCUGCGUACGGACCGCGGUUCAGACGCGUGACUGACAUGUAUUAUGGUGCUGAUGAGGCUCUGGUUUCCAUUCGUGGACUAGACGCCACUCUAUCUGCCGAUGGAAACUAUGUCUUACAUCCAGCCAUCCUUGACGCAUGCCUGCAUGCACCGGCAUUCAAAGCGUUCAGUGGUGACUUCAACACAUAUGUCUAUUCUCUCCCUUCACGUGUCGAUGCGGUCAUCCUCCAUCGACCGCCCAGAGAGGGCUAUUUCCCUGCGCAUAUUUAUGCUCAUGUGACCGUCUGUGAAUGGACACCUACCUCUCGAACAUACAAUAUGAUGAUUGUGGAUGAUGCCGGAAGGCCUCUAUGCUCAUUGCGAAGACUUAUGGUAGAGAGGCACAAGAUGAAACCUCCUCCGGACACCUCGCGAUCAUUUGAAGUGCUCUUUCAGCCACUAGGUCAUUGGUAUCAGUCCCCAGAUACACGGGAAACACGGCAUAAGACGGCAUCUUGGAGCGACCCUUCGAUUAGUGCAUAUACGGAAAAGAAUUCUGACAUACGUGUCGAACAUCAUAAAAGAAUCGUGCAAGGUCAGCCUGAUCAACCUGAGAUAUAUGGUCUCAACAAGGCGCAUACAACGUCAAGCGAAAUAGGGGCCAGCAAGCCUGAGAGCCAGGUCAUUGCGACACAGACAUCGAUUUUGUAUGGUGUCAUCUCUUCAAUUGUAUCUGAGCGCAGCCGCAAAAUUGUUAGAAUCCUAAUUCUGAGCAAUCAUGCUUCAUUCUACAUUCAAAUAUCGAACGUCUUGCGCCAAUUCCCGACGCUCUUCAUAGAAGUCAUUGUCCCACAUAUUCAAUAUGCUAACCUGAUGGACAUCAACCGCAGGCAAGGCAUCGUGCGGCCCAUAGAGGCGAACCCUGAAAUGUCCGCAGAAUAUCGAAAAGCACUAGGAUAUGUUGACGUCGUGGUAUCGUUUGACUUCUUUCGCGAGCACAUAUCCAUGGAGCAACGUUUCACGCUGUGUGGCACCAUUCUCCUGCCAGGCGGGACACUGAUACUUGCCAGCCGGGAAUCACAAAUUUCUAUUUCCCAAGGUCCUGAACGUUCCAAUUCAGAAUCAACACAUUUCAAGUCCAUUCAGUCCUCUUCCGAUAACGCUAACGUAUCGAUUUUGCGGACAUAUCGGGAACCUGUGGCUGACGUGAUCAUUCUACAAGGACAAAAACGGCAUCAUAAUGCCACCGAUCUGUCGACUCAGCGUCUUUUUCGUUCCGCAGAUUGUUUUGUUUUCUACUAUACUCCCGGUCAAGAACAAGACCUGCAGUGGCAUUUCAGUGGGCUCAACACCUCUCAGGAGCUUGAGGUUUGGAUCACGGCUUCUGGAGACAACAACGGAGGCCCAGCCUUCGGGCUAGUGCGCGCUCUGAGAAGAGAAUAUCUUCGGUGGACUAUUCGUUUGGUAGUGUUCCCAAGCUCAUACUCUGCAGCGCAGCGACAGGAAAUGCUGGAGAAGCUGCCUAACCACAUGGAAGCCGAGUUGGAAAUUGUUGUCACUCCGCAAAACGAACUCCUCGUUCCCAGGCUGAUUCCAUUGCUUCCCAUGUCCCCGAGAUCAUACUCAUUUGCGACGCCAUUCAGCGUGCCGAACACGCCUCUCAACCACGUUGUCAUUAAUCCACGGUUUGUAUCGACAUGUUCAGGUAUUUCAGCUGUGAUCGGGACAAUAUCCAACGGAAAGGCCUCGGAUCGAUGUGAUGCGUUAGUUGUGGCCAUUACUAUGGAUAUCCAAGAGGAACAUGCCAUCGUGGAUGAAGCAGCUACAUGCCGAAUAGCAGACGAUCAAUGUGAAGUUGGCGCUUCUUACAUAUCCUGCAUUCCAGGGUGCACAGUCGCAAUCCUCGCCUCCGGAUUAAGUGCCUACCGACACCCUAGCUACCUUCAGUCGCUCCGUAUCCUAUUGACACACGCGGACACACCCAUCGGGGUUUGCGUUCGCCACGCCUACGCUCUGAAAGGUGCGCUCGUCACCGAGCUCCGUCAAGAUGUCAACCUAGUGGACCUCGCUUGUGUCAGCGAGGAACCGUUUGACUUGAUUGUUUCCGGUUACAACGAGACGCCACAAGUGCAGAUCCUGAGAAGUCUCCUGCGAGAAGGAAGUGGCAGCAUCUUCCUUUGGGCUGAUGAACGUGAUGGCAUAGCGAGGACAUUGCGCAGAGAUCCGUGCUCCGUGGGUGAAGUGCUUCAAGAAGUGCUUUGCUUGUUGAACGACCUUCCUAUGGAUAUGUCGAAGAUCGUAGCAGACCCGCUCAUGAAUCAGCGGCCAGACACAGUCAAACAGCCCGAGGGCGUUCUUCAGGCAUCCUUCAAUCCCGACCGGACAUAUUUGAUUCUCGGCGGGAUAGGAAAUAUCGGUGUGCAUCUUGCACUGUUCAUGUAUCAGAGAGGUGCUCGACACAUUGUUCUGACGUCACGUCGUGGCAAACAAGGUAUCUCAGAGAGUACCAACCUGAUGGUCAGACGGAUAUCGCACUACCUGCUCAGCCAAGGGGACGUGGAUCUUCACUUUGAGGCUGUAGAUGCAACCUCUGAAUCGUCCAUGAACGAUCUCAUUCGACGUCUACCUGGGGAGCUAGGAGGUUGUAUUGUUCUCACCGCUGUUGUGAGGGAUCGCAGUUUCUUGCGCCUUGAUCCAGAUGAUUUCUCUGUCGUUCUCGCUGCAAAAGCGGGCGUUGUUCAGGCCUUCCAGAACGUCGUUGAUACGGCGCGUUUGGAGUUCUUCAUUGCUUUCUCAUCAGUUUCCGGGCUCUUUGGAAGCGGUGGACAGACUAACUAUGAUUGCGCGAACACAGCAUUAGAGGCCUCCAUUGCCUUAUCCACAAACGCAUUCGUGUUUGUGUGUCCAGGGAUCAUUGAUUCGUCGCUCCUCCUGGCUGGAAACAUAGAACAACGUGAUGCCCGCUUCAAUCAUUUACUUGAAUGGUCCAUGUCCACCGAAGAAAUGAUCACAUGGUUCGAGGAUGCAUUGAUCAGGUUUCAGAGUGGCCAACGUUUUCAUUGCUACGUCCCAGACAUCGAAUGGGAAGCCAUGGACCGAACUUUCGGAAUGACCAAGCUAGGAAAACACUUGAUUGCUUCACAGACUACUGAGGACGACGGACCUAACGGCGAUAUCGAUCAUAUGGCAGGUAUGGUUCGAGCGGUGUUGGGCAUUCGGCAGGAAGAUUUCUCACCAGAUGUCCCACUAAGCGCCUACGGUAUCGAUUCCCUCUCGGCGGCCAAGUUGUCCUACAUGCUCAGACCCAUUGCUGAGAUUUCGCAGCUCCAGUUGCUUGCAGACGUGUCCGUGAAUGAUCUCCAACAGAGGAUCGACAAACCCUCUUCACAAGAACCGACGCAGGAGAACAAUGCGCAAGUAGGCGAGGGAAAGGCGGAACAGAUGCGCCAGGAAUUGGAGAAACACCUCAAUUCAAUGAUCAAGCGGCAUCGCACAAAACAUGUUCUUGCGGAUCGAACGUCGCCCCAUGUGGUUCUGUUGACUGGCAGUACGGGUGCCCUGGGAUCACACAUCCUCUUCCAACUACUGAAUGACGAGAACGUUCAAAGGGUUUACGCUCUCAAUCGCAGGCACGUGGGAGAGGUAACUUUGCAAGAGAGACAAUUCACUGCGUACAGCAAUCAAGGACUACCAGUUGACCAUAUAAGCUCCCCGAAAUUGACUUUGCUCGAAGCCGAUCUCACGGCGGAAGAUCUCGGACUCGACACGGUGCUCUUUCGCGAGCUCGCAUCGAGCGUUACACAUAUCAUUCAUAAUGCAUGGAUGAUCGACUUCUAUUCACCUUUGCCUGAGUUCGCCCAAUUGAUCAAGGGAACGCUCAAUCUCCUUAAUCUUUCCGCUCUUUCAAUGCUAGCCGUACCACCAGUGCUGUCGUUCAUCAGUACUAUUGGUGUCUAUCGCCAGUCCAGCGGCGGGAACUUUGCUCCAGAGGAACCGAUCGUUGAGGCUCGCGCGAGCAUCCAAACUGGCUACAUAGAGUCGAAAUGGGUGACAGAGCGCCUAGUGCAAAUCGCAGGAGAAAGGUUCAACCUGAGGACCAACAUAAUCCGUGUCGGUUUGCUGAGUGGCAGCAUCAAUGGCGCUUGGGAUACUUCUCAUUGGGUGCCAGCUCUGGUUCAAUCGGCUGCCUACCUCGGAUGCCUGCCAGAAGGUCACAGUAGUGUCUCGUGGAUCCCAGUCAAUCUGGCAGCGGCAGCUAUUGCGGACCUUCGGGACAUUAGCAAAGAGACGCUGCACGUCAUUCAUCCGCGACCGGCCACUUGGAUGCAAUUGAUGGAGCACCUGUCAACGGCGCUGGAUGUCCCGCUUGUACCAUAUGAAGAAUGGUUCGCCCGGUUAGAAAGCAUAUCCGCCGACAGUGACUCCUCUGAAACGGACGGGUGGGGCGGCGACGCAAAGUCUGCAUUGCGGCUGUUGGAUUUUUUCAGACAGGCGAUCAUCAAGGCAUCCGAUGGAGAUAUGGAGAGCAUGGGGUUGCUGCCGCUAGUAGCAGCAGACAAAGGCAUGCGUGUCUCCCCUUCGCUGAUGGAUCGGAGUGUGAAGCAGCUUGGAUAUGACGACGUUCAAAAUUGGGUAGGGUAUUGGAGACGUACAGGCUUUCUUUCUCCAUGCCGCCAAGUCUCUUAGAUAGCUGGAUGCUCACGAGACUUGCUCAUCUCCUGUUUGUCGUAACGAAUGAUCUCAUAGUGAAAUUCUCGUAGCAUACAGCGAGCUCAUAGCGAGCGCUUGCAUAUUCAGCAGAGUAGUGGCAGUUGCUUCCCACUGAUAACUGCGAUACCUAUGAGCCAAAGAAGGC